AUGGUAAAAGCAAGAAAGAAGCGAUGUCCAACUAUAAAACAAACUGCCAAUAUUUCAAGUGUAAUGCGAGCUGAAAUUGAAAAGCAGGGUGAGAAUUUCGAAACUGUUUCGAGUUCGGCAAGUAAUACGAGUUCAAACACUACGGAAAUGUCGAUUCGGGCACAUUCGAAGAGUAGUAAUAGAUCGGAACGAAAACAUGUUCGAAGAUCGGUUAAAAUUAUGGAUGAACAAGUUAUCGAAUAUGAGAAUGAUCUUGUUUCGUGUUAUGCAAAAACAGAUGAUACAAAAUCUUAUGCUUCGAUUGAUGAACAAAUUGAUCCAGAAAUGGAGAAACAAGCGGAGGUACGUGACAAAUAAACAAAUAAAAAUUAGAAAAGAAUUAUAGAAAUUUUCGUCUAAAACUUUCGAAUUCUGCAUCUCUAAGUCGCUCUUAAAGCAUUCUAGAAGCUAAUACUACCCCUAAACCCUCAAUCGUCCCGCUAUAAAAACUCAUCUGGUUAGAAUAUUUAUGAGAAACUAGUUUAAACUAAAAUUAUGAAAAACAUGCUAAAAAUAAGAAUAAAAAAAGAGGAAUGAACUAAAAUAGAGGGAAGGGGGUCACAUUGUAGUUCAAGAAGAAAAACUGAGAAAAUCCGGCCUUUUAUACCCGGGUUUUGGCAGGAAAAAUGGAUUAAAGGUGAAAAACAGAACAAAAAUAAAUUAUUUGAAAGCAAUUGUCGCUGGGGCGCGAUUGGAUGUUUUUGUCGGUUUCUCGGCCACGUCCUCUUUUUUCGAAAUUUCCCGAAUUUCCCAUUUUUUCGCUGUUUUCGCCAUUUGAUUCGAAAAGGUUGCGAGCUUUGACUCGCGACAAACAAUACUCAUUCCAAAACACAAAAUUUACUUUCCAGCCAAGUUUCCGUGUUCCUGCUCCAAUCGUGCCACUGAAAAUCAUCCAAAAUCCAACUGGUCAACCAGUUCGAGCUGAAUAUCUAUCCGAUUUUGAUUUGUGUAAUGCUGUUGAUCCGGCAAAACCACAUACUCAAGCUGCUAAAUUGGAUUUUGUCAAGAGAUUUGAGGCGGAAUUGAAGUUUUGCGAGCAUAUGAUUGAAGAGGUUCAACGAAUUAUCACGCAAAACCAUCGGACUGAUGUGGAGUUGAAAGUUGUGAGAUCGAGAGAUGUGAGUUUGGGGCGAGGGAAGGGAAGAGGUAGGGAUUAAGAUUUGUUCUAGAACUGUUUGAAAAAUAAUUCUUUCAAUUGUUAACUCCAACAUUUAAAAUAAAAACCAAAAUUCAUGUUUCUCUAGAAAAAUCAAAUGCCGGUAUGUAAAAUCCAAAUUAUCCGAAAAAUCAAGCCGGUCAACAUGCAACAAGAAAUUUACAAAAAUAAACAACUUGUCGGUUUCGACACUUUCGAAUUAAAUCGACAACUUGAAUCCACAGUACCAAAUCCGAAAUCAUUUGUAAAACUUCCAACAAUUUAUUCAGCAAUCAAUGUUUUCAACCAUCUCAAAAAUAUGAUUUCAUUGAAUUCGAAAAAAUGA
Molecule: messenger RNA, 1520 nt
Organism: Caenorhabditis angaria
Lineage: Eukaryota; Metazoa; Nematoda; Chromadorea; Rhabditida; Rhabditidae
Source: the annotation of a GenBank genome assembly